GGUAGCGACUGAAACUAUUUUGAAUUUAAAACGGCAAUACAUGACCUGAGGGAAGUUAGUCGAGGUUCAUGAUUGUGUCUUUUAAACAUUAAGAUAUAUGCCUGACUUUGUUGGAUACGCAUGAAGACUCACCUGGAACAGAGUUGAUUCCUAGGACAGACACCGGUGAGCCUGCUUUUCCACAAUGAUCUCCGACGUGGACCUGGAGCAGCUGGCUGAAAUAGAACUGAGGAAGGACGAGGAGGAGCAGGAGGUGCAAGGCGACCUCCCCGCUGAUGUCCUCAGGAGGGGCUCCUGUGUGGACGCCUCACACCCCUACUACGAUGUGGCCCGCCACGGCAUCCUCCAGGUCGCCGGGGAAGACAAGUACGGCAGGAAACUGAUCAUCUUUAGCUGCUGCUGCAUGCCCCCGUCCCACCAGCUCAACCACCACAGGCUGCUGGAGUAUCUGAAGUACACGCUGGACCAGUACGUGGAGUGCGACUACAGCGUGGUCUACUUCCACUACGGCCUGCGCAGCUCCAACAAGCCGUCGCUCAGCUGGCUGCGUCAAGCCUACAACGAGUUCGACCGCAAGUACAAGAAGAAUCUGAAAGCGCUCUACGUGGUCCAUCCAACCAACUACAUCCGAGUCCUUGGGAAUCUGUUCAGUCCCCUGAUAAGUCAUAAGUUUGGGAAGAAGGUGACGUACGUGAACUAUCUGUCAGAACUGAGGGAACACCUGAACUACGAGCAGCUGAGCAUCCCCCCGGAGGUCCUGCGACACGAGAGGCUAAGAGUGGCAAAGAAGGGGGCGCCGGCCAGAGUCCCCCCUCGCCCCCCCCUCCCCUCCCAGCAGUUCGGAGUCAGCCUGCAGUACAUUCGUGACAGAAACAAGGGCGCGCUGAUACCCCCGGUCAUGUCCGAGACCGUGUCCUACCUGAAGGGGAAAGGGCUCCGCACCGAGGGAAUCUUCCGGAGAUCAGCCCGCGUGCAGCUGAUCAAAGACAUCAAGAAGCUCUACAACCUGGGAAAGCCGGUGGACUUCGAUCAGUACGGCGACGUCCACGUGCCCGCCGUCAUCCUGAAGAGCUUCCUGAGGGAGCUGCCCGAGCCCCUGCUCACCUUCCUGCUGUACGAGCAGGUGCAGGACAUCGUGCAGGUGGAGAGCAGUCUGAGAGUGACGGUGGUCAAGCAGGUGAUCGAGGGUCUCCCGGAGCACAACUACGCCGUGCUGAAGUACCUGGUCUGCUUCCUGCACAUGGUGGCGCAGGAGAGCAUCAUGAACAAGAUGAGUCCGUCCAACCUGGCCUGCGUCUUCGCGGUCAACCUGAUCUGGCCUCCGCACGACUCCGUGUCCCUCCGGGCGCUCACCCCCCUCAACAUAUUCACCGAAAUCCUGGUGGAGCACUACCGCACCGUGUUCGGGUCCCGCUCCGCGCCCGGUGAACUCCUGCCCUGAGGCGGCCGGCCGUGCUGACGGAGCUCUCCGGCCCCUCCGCCCCAGGCCUCCGCCCUGACCUCACACUACACCUGCAGCGACGAACUCCUGGCCGCCCAUCAGACUGAGAUCAGAGAAUGUGAACAUUUUUACAGGAAAUGACGCUUUGGCUAUGCCACCUUGUUAAAAUUGAAACGAUAAAUGGUGGUGUUAACGUGCCAACGUUCAGCAACGUAGGAGGAGUAAUGGAAUAACCUCAGCCACAUUAGCCUAAAGCGUAGCACACUGCGUCAACUGUCCGACUUCCUGGACCCCCAAGACAGCGGGAUAAAGGUCUUGGGGGAUAUUCAUAAGCCAGCCGAGAUACACACAGCUUCAUCUAAGGUAACGUCGCACUGACAUCGCUGGACUUGCUAGCCUGGUUAACAUGCAUAUUCGAUUGCACUUGGUUAUAAUGUGUUGCCAAAUAAUUACGCUCACUUCCUCUGCUUUGCCUCGAUGUUACUAGUUACCAGUUGAAUGCCCUGUUGAAUGCCCUUAAAGCAGUGGUCUGCUGGUCUGAGACUCUGUGGCUCUCCAGGACCAGGGUUGGAGACCACUGCCUUAAAGAAAAAUGUAAGAAUUUUUUUUUUUUUUUAAUUAAAUUUAAAUUCAAUUUAAAUGCAGUAAUGGAGGGUGGGACCUAGACGAAUUCUCAAAUUUACUUACAAAAGGAAAAAAUGAAUUUAAAUAUAAAUUACAGGAAAUAAAUGUAUAUAUUUUUU
Anguilla rostrata (American eel) is the source of this 2184-nucleotide messenger RNA. Its product is annotated as rho GTPase-activating protein 8-like. Gene Ontology annotation, biological process: negative regulation of endocytic recycling; small GTPase-mediated signal transduction. Gene Ontology annotation, cellular component: cytoplasm. Gene Ontology annotation, molecular function: GTPase activator activity. The record is from RefSeq and is a predicted model, not a curated record. Lineage: Eukaryota; Metazoa; Chordata; Actinopteri; Anguilliformes; Anguillidae.